This is a messenger RNA of Purpureocillium lilacinum, 381 nucleotides long. RefSeq lists its product as uncharacterized. Gene Ontology annotation, cellular component: Ctf18 RFC-like complex. NCBI's taxonomy places the organism in Eukaryota, Fungi, Ascomycota, Sordariomycetes, Hypocreales, Ophiocordycipitaceae. The record is from RefSeq and is a predicted model, not a curated record. Gene Ontology annotation, biological process: mitotic sister chromatid cohesion.
AUGAGCCAGGAACAGGGCAUAAAACUCAAUCACCAGCCGCACGACGCGGGCUACCGUCUCAUCGAGCUGCCCCCGGAGCUCGAGUCGCUGCUCGAAUCUGAAGCCGCCCCGGUCCUCACCCUCGAGUCAGCAGACUCCUCCGCGGUGCUCAAGACGGCCGACAAGUCGUACGCGAUACGCCAGAAGAACACUUCAAACGCGCUCUUUUUGCUCUCGCCGGCGACGUCGCCCUCCGACCCCCAGCCAUGCCUAUCCAUCAUCUCGACUAUACACGAGACGGUCGAGCUCGACGCCGUUUCCGAGUCUCCCAUUAGCAGGGCCCCGCUCAAGGAUACGGGCAGCAAGGGAAAGUGGCAUGAGAGAUUUGGGAAGAACCGAUAG